CCGUUACUUUACCAUUCGCCGUCUCUCUCUCUCCCUUCCUUAUCAUCAAAAGUAGCUAACGAUCAAAGAUGUCCGAGGGAUCAGAAGAAACGAAAACAAAGCUUGAUUCCGCCGGAGAGUCAUCGGACGUCGAUAACGAGAACUGCAUUAGCAGUGGAAGUGGAGGUGGAAGUAGUGGCGAGACGAAGCGGACUUGCGUUGAUUGCGGAACAUUCCGAACUCCCCUUUGGCGCGGUGGCCCCGCCGGACCUAAGUCGUUGUGCAAUGCGUGUGGGAUCAAGAGCAGGAAGAAGACGCAAGCUGCUCUCGGAAUCAAACCAGAGAAGAAAAUCAGAAACAGUAUCAUUACCAGUGAUUCCAGUGAUCUAAGCCUGGAAGAUGAUGAUGAUCACAAAACUUGCAGCAGCAAAGGGAUGAGUAGGUUUUUGGAUUUAGGGUUUAAGGUUCCAGUGAUGAAGAGAUCAUCGGUCGAGAAGAAGAAGAGGCUGUGGAGUAAACUCGGCGAGGAAGAGAGAGCCGCCUUGCUUCUCAUGGCUCUCUCUUGUGCCUCCGUUUAUGCUUAAAAAACGAUGAAGAAUAAUAAAAGCUUUCUUCUUCUUCGUUUUCUUUUUGUGUGACAGUUAGGUUUGUUUAAACUAGAGAGAGAGAUAUAUAUAUAUAUAUGUAUGAACACGUUUGGUUUCCACUAAUGUUAUGUAUUCAUUAGCCUAAUGAAUUUCUAUUUUUUUAA
This is a messenger RNA of Brassica napus (rape), 730 nucleotides long. RefSeq names its product GATA transcription factor 17-like. The record is from RefSeq and is a predicted model, not a curated record. The transcript is spliced from 2 exons. NCBI's taxonomy places the organism in Eukaryota, Viridiplantae, Streptophyta, Magnoliopsida, Brassicales, Brassicaceae. Bases 69 to 563 code for a protein of 164 amino acids. Gene Ontology annotation, biological process: regulation of DNA-templated transcription. Gene Ontology annotation, molecular function: sequence-specific DNA binding; zinc ion binding.